This is a messenger RNA of Oncorhynchus gorbuscha (pink salmon), 1533 nucleotides long. RefSeq names its product potassium voltage-gated channel subfamily S member 2. The coding region runs from base 1 to 1533 and encodes 510 amino acids. Gene Ontology annotation, cellular component: voltage-gated potassium channel complex; membrane. Gene Ontology annotation, biological process: potassium ion transmembrane transport; protein homooligomerization; regulation of delayed rectifier potassium channel activity. The record is from RefSeq and is a predicted model, not a curated record. NCBI's taxonomy places the organism in Eukaryota, Metazoa, Chordata, Actinopteri, Salmoniformes, Salmonidae. Gene Ontology annotation, molecular function: delayed rectifier potassium channel activity; protein binding. The transcript has 2 exons.
AUGGUAAAAGAGAGUCUCCGAGCCUGGAUCCAGGACGCUGAGGAUAUCCUGGUGCACAUCAAUGUUGGAGGCCUGAAGCGCAGCCUGUUCUCGAGCACUCUAAGUAAUUUCCCCGAUACACGUCUGGGACGCCUGCUGGCCUGCGAGUCCGAGGAGGCCAUAUUGCAAGUUUGCGACGAUUACGACGCUCAACAAAAGGAGUUUUACUUUGACCGCAACCCGGGACUCUUCCCUUACGUGCUGCAAUUCUAUCAGACCGGCAAACUCCACAUCAUGGAUGAACUGUGCAUCUUCUCUUUCUGCCAGGAAAUUGAAUACUGGGGAAUCAAUGAGUUCUUCCUGGACAGCUGCUGUAGCUACCGUUACCACGAUCGCAAACUAGAGAGCCGCCACAAGAGCUGGGAUGAGGAGAGUGAUGUUAGCAGUGUGGACACUUCUGUGGAUGAGAUCUCAGACCUGAACAAGGACAUCCAGCACUUCCAGGAAAUGUGCUGUGGAAACGCCCGGAAGUACCUGUGGCUGACUCUGGAGAACCCGGGCUACUCCAUUCCCAGUAAGCUUUUCAGCUUUCUCUCCAUAGCUGUGGUUCUGACCUCCAUAUCCAUCAUGUGCAUUAACAGCCUUCCGGAGUACCAGCACUUUGACGAGGAUGGCAAACAAGUGGAGGAGCCGACCCUGCAAGCGCUGGAGUUCUUCUGCAUCUGCUGGUUCACCUUUGAGGUAGUGACGCGGAUGCUUUUGGCGCCCAACAGGAGAAAGUUCUUCCGCCACCCGCUUAACAUAAUCGACAUUGUGUCUGUGUUGCCCAUCUAUAUCACGCUGCCUAUUGACCUGGCGUUGGGCAGUGAAUCAGAGCUGGGGAACCUGGGCAAAUUGGUGCAGGUGUUCCGCCUCAUGAGGAUAUUCAGGGUUCUGAAGCUGGCCAGACAUUCAACAGGCCUCAGGUCUUUGGGAGCAACGCUAAGGCACAGUUACAGGGAGGUUGGCAUCCUGCUGCUGUACCUGGGCGUGGGUGUGUGCGUGUUCUCUGGCUUUGCCUAUACUGCAGAGUAUGAGGAGGACGUGGGGCUGGAUACCAUUCCUGCCUGCUGGUGGUGGGGCACCGUCAGCAUGACCACCGUGGGCUACGGCGAUGUGGUGCCCGUCACGGUGGCCGGCAAGCUGGCGGCCAGUGGCUGCAUCCUGGGUGGGACCCUGGUGGUGGCCCUGCCCAUCACUAUCAUCUUCAACAAGUUCUCUCACUUCUACCGCAAGCAGAAGGCCCUGGAAGCCUCGGUGAGAAACAGCAACAAGAAGAAGGUCAAAGUGUGCAGUGACAAUGUGCAGGAGGAAGAGGAUGAGGAUGGGGGUUUGGAUAGGGAUAGCCAGUGUCUGGAGGAGCUGGAUGAGGAUGAAGAUGAUGGAGGAGUGGUAAAUUAUAGCUAUGUGGAUCAUCCACCGCUGCCUAUGGAGAGGUCCAGCCCGUUGGCGAGGAGGAAAGAGUUCUUCAACUCUGAGUGCUUCACCAUAAACACAGGACAGAUGACAGAAUAA